CAAACACUCAAAAUCUCUUGAUGUGGGGAGACCACAUGGCAGUGCACAAUGAGGCUCCCAGGAGCACUGCUUGCCUCCGCAUUUCUGGCGUCAGCUGAGCUUCGGCCCCCGCCUGACCUGGAGGGCGUCUUUCGUCAUGCGGCAUCCCCACUGGUGUCACAGUGGUUGUCCCAAGAUGCGUUUGGUCAGCUGGCUGACACAACCUUUCCCUGCGUGAAGGUGAUGCUCUUGCUCGACUGGAUCAUGCAAAAGUAUCACACCUCCUUCGAGCGGAUCAAAUCUGACUUGAAUCUGUGGAAGGACAUGCUGGUCAGCAAUGGCUGGCAAGGCCAAACACCACAGGAGUGGUUUACUUCCACGAGUUACUAUGCCCUUCUGCAGCCAGUGAUUGAGAUGCAGAGGACCAGUCAGCAGGUGAUGGAGUUUCUGCAUGUGCUCUCCAUGGUUCAUGGUGAAAGGUGCUUCUAUCCUGAACUUCGAGAUGCUCUAGGUUAUUCUGUAACUUGGCUCUCCAAGCUUUCAGAGGAGAUUCACAAGAUGCAGCUGUCGGCGGUCUACCACUCGCGACUGUCGUUGUGGGAGGUCUCUACGGAUGUGCUGCGGCAUUUGCUCCCAACGAUAGAUGUACUGCACGCUGCGGCGCAGUUUGCCGACUCCUUCUCUGAGGUGAGACUAAUCCUUGACAAGCUGGCAUCGCAUAGCCACGACGGUGUCAGCAUUACGCUUCCGCAAGCAGAAGGCUCGCCCUAUCAGGAUGGAGGGGGCGCCUUUUCCGACAUGAGCUUCAUCGUCCGGAACCUGACCUCUGGCUGGCACCUGGACUACGCAUUGGUCGCCUCCCUGCUGAGGCUUUGGGCGGCCCCAGCCACAGUUGCCCCUGGCUGCCACACCUCCAUCGCUGACUUCGGCGCGGGCGGUGGGCACUACUGCAGGUUCUUCAACAAGACUGGGGAGUACUGUUGUUUUGCCUACGACGGGUCGCCAAAGGCAGCCUUCUACACUGGUGGUGCGGUUCAGACCCAGCGCUUGGAUGAGCGCUUUGACCUCGGCAGGCGCUUUGACUGGCUCCUAUGCAUCGAGGUCCUGGAGCACAUCCCUGGCGACCGGGAGGCGGUGGCCUUGGCCAACUUGCGGCGGCAUGCCGGAAAGGGCCUGGUGGUGUCGUGGUCGGAGCAUAGCGGCCCGGGGCAUCCAAAUGCCAAGCCCUGGGUCCAGGUGCGUGCAGCUGUCGAGGCUGCUGGCUUUGAGCUGGAUGCAGAUGCUACUCAGCUCAUGCGGACGCAGGCCAGGCUUAGAUGUAUUCGAUCGCAUCCUGCCUGACAUAGCUAGUCUUUUCUUCAGAGGAACGCACAUUGAUCCUGUCUGCAGGUUCUGUGGCUCACAGACGCUGUCCAUGUCUUCAGAGCGGUCUGAAGUG
Messenger RNA from Effrenium voratum, 1417 nucleotides. The record is from the annotation of a GenBank genome assembly. NCBI's taxonomy places the organism in Eukaryota, Dinophyceae, Suessiales, Symbiodiniaceae.